GCGACUUUACCGACCGCGAUCUGUCAAACUUGUCACCGGCUUGUCAACGUGAACAAGUUUUCGUUUAGUGUAAAAAUUGAGUACAAAAUUAGUUUUAAGAAUGGAGCAGUUGUUCACACUCCCGUUUUGUAUAUUGGAGGUGCCAAAUAUGAAAAUAAAGAGACCCUCGUGGCUGCACCAACCCUCCGCUACGACGAUGUUUGCCAUAGUUCUGGGGUCGUAUUUUCUGGUUACGGGGGGUAUAAUUUAUGACGUCAUCGUGGAGCCCCCUAGCGUGGGGUCCACCACAGACGAACACGGUCAUUCGAGACCGGUUGCCUUCAUGCCUUAUAGAGUUAACGGACAAUACAUAAUGGAGGGGUUGGCGUCCAGCUUCCUAUUUUCCAUGGGUGGUUUAGGCUUCAUAGUGCUAGACCACAUCCACUCACCUCUGACCCCCAAACUUAACCGACUGUUGGUCACAGCAGUCGGUUUUAUUUGUGUUUUGGUGUCGUUUUUCACGACUUGGAUUUUCAUGCGAAUGAAGCUCCCAGGAUAUUUACAAUCAUAAUGUGAUGUAUUAAAAAGAUUACAGUGUAAGUUUGUACAUUUCACUAAAUAAAAUUGGUUACUUUGGC
Messenger RNA from Zophobas morio, 617 nucleotides. RefSeq names its product oligosaccharyltransferase complex subunit ostc. NCBI's taxonomy places the organism in Eukaryota, Metazoa, Arthropoda, Insecta, Coleoptera, Tenebrionidae. The transcript has 3 exons. The coding region runs from base 101 to 550 and encodes 149 amino acids. The record is from RefSeq and is a predicted model, not a curated record. Gene Ontology annotation, cellular component: oligosaccharyltransferase complex.